Molecule: messenger RNA, 1877 nt
Organism: Prorocentrum cordatum
Lineage: Eukaryota; Dinophyceae; Prorocentrales; Prorocentraceae
Source: the annotation of a GenBank genome assembly
GUACAGCCACUACGAGAACAUCAGUUAUAUUGGGGAGCAACGUGUGCGGGUCGACGGGAGAGAGGAGCUCGUGAAGUACUGGCACCGUUACAUGGACUAUGGAGACGGCCAAGGUACCGAUUAUGUUUUCGUGGACCAUCCUAGUAUAGAGCGCCAGGGCGGUCUCUACAACGGCGACGACGGGCGGGAGUACUCGGAUAAUCUGUUCCGCUUCACCUUGCUGUCGCUGGCUGCGCUGGAGGCGCCCCUGAACCUGGUGAUACGAGGGAGCAAGUACGGCGACAAGGUGCUGUUCUUGGCCAACGACUGGCAGGCGGGCCUCGUGCCGCUCUACCUCUGCUACAAGUACCGCUGCAACCGGUGCUACGAGCAGGCACGAUGCAUCUACGUGGUGCACAACCUUGGAUACCAGGGGCAGUAUCACGGCGUCAAUUCGUGCAACUUUUUUGGAGUGGACCAGAAGGCGGCCCACGACCUCGCCAUGGGCAACAGCGUCAACCUGUGCAAGGGGGCGCUGAUCUGUUCGGACCGCGUCAUCACAGUUUCCCCCAACUACAUGAGAGAGAUCCAGACGCCGCAGGGCGGCUUCAACCUUCAGGACUUCGUGCGCGCCAAGGGCCAGCGCCUGCACGGCAUCCUGAAUGGCAUCGACGACUGCUGGAACCCCGAGACGGACAGCAACAUCGUGAGAACAUUCGGCGUGGAUGACUUCGUGCCCGCGAAGCGCGCGAACAAGUUGGCGCUCCAGAGGUCGCUGGGCCUGGCCGAGGACCCGGACAGAGUCCUGAUCGGCUUCGUCGGGCGGCUCACGUGGCAGAAAGGCGUCGACGUGAUGGGGUCCAUCAUCAGCUGGCUCAUGGAGGACACGGGCAACGGCGUCACGGGCCACGCCCAGCUCAUCAUGAUGGGGAACGGCGAGAGGCAAUAUGCAGAUACGUUGCGAUGGGGGCAGCAGGCUUAUCCUGGCCGGGUUGUCGGUUAUGUCGGUUUUGAUCCGAAGGCUGCUGCGAGUCUUUGUUCUUCAGCUUGACAUGCGCAUGUCAUCGUUGCUGCAGCAUUUCUUGCGAAAUGGAACUGUGUUGCGGAAGCGUCGACGUGCACAUCAGGCUUGCUUGUUGAUUUGCUUGCGGUCAAGACAAUCAUGGCAGCGGUACCAUAGUAGUCCUCAGCGUCCAUGGCAAGGCCUAUGCUUCCCCUCCUUCACGCUAUGCGGCUCAUCACCGUUCUGCCCUAUGCUACUUUAGCGGAGGCAUGUUCUGACAGUCUCUCGUCACCAUGAGGUACCCCGACUAGUGCCCGCAAUGGUUUGAUGUAGUCACAAUGUGCCCGUAUUGCGCUACGUCUAUUCGGCGUGCCCUUGGGUUGUCAUUCUUCGUGUUGUCCCUCAUUCUCACCUCGCGCUCUCUAGCAUUUUACUAUCCUUCAUCGCCUCCGUCUGCUGUGCUUCGCUCAGCAUCUCUGUUGCGUCUCCCUCACUGCAGAUUGAGCACCAGAUUAUGGCUGGCGCUGACCUCUUCCUCAUGCCAUCCAGAUACGAGCCGUGUGGUCUCAUUUCUCGUGUGCUGAAAUUCAGUCUUGGGUAUCCACGCGCGCACUCCGACUAGGUGCUUAUAUUGUAUGACAUUACCUAUCCAAUAGUUGUUUCGCACAGUGAUUGGUACGAAUGCGUGGUGCCUGGACGUGUCGAAGCCAACUGUUUACGGCAAUGGUCAUCAUCUCUCUGCCUCACAUACUUUUUGUCACUCACGCUCCGUGCAUUCCACUGUCUCGGUGUAGCAGGGAUGCGAAGAAACACGGCUGCGUUGAAGGGCCAGGAUGGCGUACGUGUGGUUAGGUUGGUUGGUUUGUGCGCGUGCGUAGUGCCGCGGAGGAGCAGG